AUGUUUUUGAUCCGCUAGAUGUCACUCUUGCAUCUUUGAUUCUUUCAUCUCGGAACUCCCGCUCUGCUCAUUCAUGUCUCCUUCUAAAAGAACAGCUGGAGGCCGAUUAUAAAAAAUAGACAGGUGAUAGGUUAAAGUUGCCCCCUCCCUGUUUGGGAAUGUACGAAUUUUAUUGUUGAAUUAUUAAUUCAAACAUUAGUUAGUGUUUUAACUUAUAGAUAAAACAGUUUUGUUCUUUACAUAUCAGAUUUCGAAGUUUUAAUUCUUUGAUUUUCUUCAAUCAUCAGGUUUAUGUUUACCACAAACAUUCAUAAUGCCAAGUCAUCUUGUAGUUAAAAACCAUUUGGCACCUAUAGCAAAUUCAAAUGUGGCUAGACAUGACAGUGCUGCUUUUUCUAAUGAUGCCAGUCUAGCCUGUAAUAGAACAAACGCACCAUCAAAUAAUACCAUGGUACAACCAGGAAAUACAACUAGUGCUUUAAUAAAUAAUUCACUACAGCAACGGAAUUCUGCUUCUGCUAGUGUAAGUUCUUUUAGUAUAUUUCAACAUAGCAGUAAGAACUUUGAUGAUGUUACUUUUAUUGGAAAUGGGGCUUAUGGUACUGUUUACAAAGCCAGAGAUCUUGCAAAUAAUGGUCAGUUUGUUGCAUUGAAAAAAGUGAAAAUUCCUAUUGGAGAAGAUGGUGUUCCUGUUAGCACUGUUCGGGAAAUAUCUUUGUUGAAGCAGCUGACAUUUCUUGACCAUCCAAAUGUAGUAAAAUUAUUAGACAUUUGUCAUGGACGAAGAGUAGAAAAUGAAAGACAGAUGCUUGUUUAUCUAGUUUUUGAGCAUGUUGAUCAAGAUUUAGCCACUUAUUUGGAACGAUGUCCACCACCUGGAUUAAGUACAGAUUUAAUCAAAGAUUUAACAUAUCAACUACUUAAUGGAUUAGAUUUCUUACAUUUCAAUCGAGUACUGCAUAGAGAUUUAAAGCCUCAAAAUGUUCUGAUUUCAAAUAAAGGCAUUGUGAAGUUAGCAGACUUUGGUUUAGCUCGAAUUUACUCUGAAAAAAUUCCUUUAACUUCUGUUGUAGUAACUCUUUGGUAUAGACCACCUGAGGUCCUUCUAGCUCAAUCAUAUGCAACUGCUGUAGAUGUUUGGAGUGCUGGUUGCAUUUUUGCUGAGUUAUAUAGACUUAAGCCAUUAUUUCCUGGUGAAAAUGAUGCUGACCAACUUGCUAAAAUAUUUGAAGUCAUUGGCACCCCACCUGAAGCUGAAUGGCCAGCUGAAGUUUCAAUAGCGUGGGCUACUUUUCGUUUUUAUCGUGGUGUUCCGUUUCAAAAUGUGAUUCCAGAAAUUUGUAAAGAUGGAGCAGAUUUGUUGCAAUCAAUGCUACACUUUAAUCCUGUUAAACGAAUAUCAUGUUGUGAAGCAAUGAAGCAUCAUUAUUUUAAAGACUAUGAAAUGAAUCCUCAAAUUAUUUCGAAGCAUUUUGUGAAUAGCAGUAAACCUAGAACAAAAACAUGACACAACUGUUAGUUUUUAAAGAAUUUCCCAAAACAAGCAUUUAUCCAAUAUUUUUUUAAGAAGUUUGACUUUAUUGUAUUGACAAAUUUUUGUAGAUUGUGACACUGUAUGCAUAUCAAUAUUUUUUUUUUAUAUAUAUAUAUGAAUCAAAUGUGUGUUGAAAGAUAUAGUAUUUUUUAGUAAUAUUUCUGAGAGUUUACAAAAUAUUAAGUAACCUGCUUUAUAUUUUAUUAGGUUAAAUUUAUUUUUCAUGUGAUAUGGUUUUAUAUUCAGUUUACUGUGGUGAACAUGUUUCUAAUACCAAGUCUUGAAUGUAAUGUAUUGUAAUAUUUUAUUUUAAUGAAAAUACGUCAUUUAAUUGUUUACAGUUUUUAUAGAUGCGACUAUGUAAAUUAUAAUUCUUAGUGUUUUUGACGUAAAAUUAUUUACUUGUAAGUGCCUUGAUAAUAUUUUUCCUAUUACAAUUUUAUUAAAUGCCUUUUUUAGCCUAAGAAUUUGCUAAAAUUAUGAUAUUUGGGUUUAUGUGAAUACUUUGUUAGGCAAUAGUAAAUGAAAAAGGUGUGAAAUGGGAAAAAAAUUGUUGAUUGUAUUUUUCUUAUUAUUUGAUGUGUAAUGUGUCUACUCUUAAAUUUGAACGCCUGCCUUUUGCUCAAAAUUGUGAAGUAGUAAUCGUUCUGUAAUGAACGAAAUACUUCAGUGUAAAAAUAAAAAAAGCAUUACAAGCAAUGCAUUUUUUUCUUGAAAUUAUCCCUUAUUAAAAAAAAGUUAUUUGUUUGAAUUGUUUGUGAAGUAAGUGUAAAUGUUUUUAGUAUCUCCUUUUGCGUUUUUUAUUUAUUUCUUUGAUGAGAAUGGUUAUUUUUGCAAUUUAAGUUUCAUUUUCAAGUGUACCUAUAAAAACCUUUUUUUUUACUAUUAAUUUAAUUUUAAAAUAAUAAUUAAAAUUUACAGUUAUUUCAGAUUCUUAGCAUUUGUAACAGACCUUACUUUAUAAAAGCAAUUUUGAAUGUAUACAAUCUGCAUCAUUAAUGAAUGCACUGCAAAACUCAGCCAGAAUGCUAAUAAAUAGAAUGAUCCUAUAAAUUCCUACUAGUCAAGGCUGAAUGCUAUUUCACUGGCAACUUUUAAAUUUUUGCUACGCAAUUCCAUCACUCAAUUAGCAACUUCCAAACUUUGCUAUGCAAGUCUCGUAUAAUAAGGUUGGGUUUUGAUAGGAUUGCAUUCUAUUUUGUUAUUGUUUAUAGUAAAAUAAUAUUUUAAUCACAACAAUUGUUUUUUUUAUUCUAUUACUGGAAGCAAUGUUAACUAAAUAUUUUACCAAUUCAAGCUGUGUAUAUUUUGUGUGUACUUACAGGUAAUGAGGUUGGGCUUAUAAUAUAUUGGUAAAAAUCAAUUUUAUUGUUAAUUUAUAUUAUAAUUAUUGUGUUGUCAAAAAUUGUUCAAUUCAAAUUUAUUGUUAUGUAACAGUUUUAGCACUUUUUAUAUUAUAAGGCAGUAGUUGUAAGGUGUAUAAAAUUUACUAAUCUUUACGGCUUCUACCAAAAAAUUAUUGAGUUCAGUAUUUAUUACAAAAAUUAAAUUACGCUGUCACUGUUUAAUAUAUAUCAUGUAUUAUUUCUGUAUUUACACAAUUUAGUGCCAUACCAACCACAUAUAGUUAGCAUUUAUUAUCACAUUUCAAAUUAGCAUUUAAUGUCUACUUUUUAUACUGUUUGAACAGUGAAUAUACACUGCCAAAUAUAUUCUACCUCUUAAGAGAAUGUUUGUGAAUUUGUGAUGUUUAAUAAAUGGAUAUUUUUUAA
Parasteatoda tepidariorum (common house spider) is the source of this 3306-nucleotide messenger RNA. NCBI's taxonomy places the organism in Eukaryota, Metazoa, Arthropoda, Arachnida, Araneae, Theridiidae. The record is from RefSeq and is a predicted model, not a curated record.